UAGUGUUCUAUAAUAUUCUUAUCUCCCCAAUAUGUCGAUUAAACCAUUUAACAUUCCCGUGAGACCUUUCCGUGGUAUCUAGAGUUUCAGAUAAUCGCUAAAUUAUCCGAUUGAUUUCACUUGUUGCUGCAAUUUGCCGCACUAUAAAAUCGAAAUCCAUGAGGAACUCAAGGAAAAGAUCGCAAGACGAAGACUCGUCCUCUUCAUCAUCGUCUAAACUCGAUCGACACAAAAAACCCCAUCACCACCGAUAUCCCGAUUUUAAUUUUGGGGACUCCUACAAUCAAUUCACCCCGCAUCUCGAUCCCGGCCACCGUGUAUUUGGUAAGCGAUCUAAUUCCGCUCCGUAUCAUUAAGCACCUUCUGUAGCCCCAAAGUUGAAAAUUUUAUGUGAAAUUGUCGCUAAAACCCCUGCUACGGCUGUGGAGAGUGUGCUAGAAGAAUCUGGUGUUAGGCUUUCUCCGGAAGAUGUGGCGAAGGUGCUUAAAUUGAGUUACGAUUUCCCUGGAUCAGCCGUGAAAUUUUUCCGGUGGGCGAGUUUACAGUUGAAUGAAAGGCAUAGUGCUCAAGCGUGGGAUUUGAUUGUUGAUUUGUUGGGGAGGAAUUGCUUGUUUGAGGCAAUGUGAGAUGCAAUUAAGUCCAUGAGGAAAGAAUUUUUGCUCUCCAUGGCUACUUUUAAGUCAGUAUUUGAUAAUUAUGUCGUUUCUGAUCGCGUGCACGAUGCUAUUACGAGUUUUGUGGUCAUGGAUCAAUAUGGCAUCCCACGUGAUGUUGCAGCAUUGAACUGCUUGCUGUAUGCAAUCUGCAGUCAUGGAAAAACUCAACCGGCUGAGAAUUAUUUUCGGAUCGUUAAGGAGAGGGUCAGGGUUGAUGCUGAGAGGGAAAGGGAAGUGGGCAGAGCGCAGGUUACUUUGUCGGAAAUGGUGAGUGAUAUUGGAUGGGAUAAGAGGAAUGCGCGUGCUUAUGAUUCGUUCCUGUGUACUCUGAUUGAGGGUCCUGAUGGAAUGCGAGAAGCGAUGGAAGGAUUUUAGUGCGAUGAC
Molecule: messenger RNA, 1040 nt
Organism: Salvia splendens (bonfire salvia)
Lineage: Eukaryota; Viridiplantae; Streptophyta; Magnoliopsida; Lamiales; Lamiaceae
Exons: 1
Coding region: 642-1031 (129 amino acids)
Molecular function (GO): protein binding
Source: RefSeq, a predicted model, not a curated record